AUGCUGAGUAGUUUUGCUGCCUCCCUAACCCAGUCGGUCAGACCAGUGACUAUUAAGGUUUACCUCAGUGCUAUCAAGAACCUGCACCUGGAGCUCGGUUAUGUCGACCCGACCGAGGGCGCGCACUUCCUCAAGCGAGUGGUACGCGGUAUUUGCCGUUGCCAUGGAGUAGCCGCUGUCCGCCCCCGGCUGCCAAUCACGUUUCCUAUUCUCUGCAGUCUGGUUGACACCUGCCUAGCUGCUCCAGCCAUGUGCCCUCACGACAAGCGCUGCCUGCAUGCCGCUAUGCUUGCCGUGUUCUUUGGUUUCUUCAGAUGCGGUGAACUGCUAGAAGCACCUACCACGCGCGGCUGUUUGACAUUCGAGUCAGGGAUGCUCCAUGUGCACCUACCACGCUCGAAGACAGACCCGUCCGGGGAAGGUACGACGGUGCUGAUCGGGCCAGCGGUGCCGCCAUACUGCGCUGUGAGAGCCAUGCUCACCUACCUCACUGCAACCGCCUCUGCUCGUCCAGGCAGUGCUGUGUUCAUCCUGGCCAACGGGCAACGCCUCAACCGCAGCACUUUUACAGCCCACGUACGCACGCUGCUUAGCACCAGCGGCGUGGCAAACUGGCAGGACUAUGCAGGCCACAGCUUCCGUAUCGGGGCCGCUACCACUGCUGCCCUUGCUGGCGUCCCCGACCACCAGAUCCGCUCCGCGGGACGGUGGCGCAGUGAUGCAUGCCUACGCUACAUCCGGACACCACCGUCAUCGGCCCGAACGCUGGCCAGCAAACUAUCCUCAGUAAGAUCAUCUCCCUGA
Messenger RNA from Sycon ciliatum, 804 nucleotides. RefSeq lists its product as uncharacterized. The record is from RefSeq and is a predicted model, not a curated record. Gene Ontology annotation, molecular function: DNA binding. The transcript has a single exon. Lineage: Eukaryota; Metazoa; Porifera; Calcarea; Leucosolenida; Sycettidae. Gene Ontology annotation, biological process: DNA recombination; DNA integration. Bases 1 to 804 code for a protein of 267 amino acids.